UCAUUUGCUGCGCGAGACGAGCAGACAAUCACCAUGGAGUAUAUAUGUGAUAAGGCAUGAUGUCAAAAUCUUUAUUGUAUUUUUAAUCUACUAAUUACUUUAUAAAAAUCAUUUGUUUCGGUUUUCUAAUUGAGUACAGUAGGAAUUAUUAUAAAGAUUUAAAGUAACAGAAUGGCAGGCAUUGUGAUUUUAGUCGGACUGGUGAUCACUCUCCCAAUAUUAAAAGCCGGACUUAUGAUGGACCCAGGCAGUGGGCCUACUAUACUUGAUGAACUAAUGACUGGUGGCUCAAAUGUCACGGGUCCACCUAUGACAAACUUCACUACUCGAGCAGAAACCGGAACAGUGCCCGGAGUCACCUUCCCUAGAGAAGGGGGAGGGGGAUUUACAUUUGAAAACCGUAGUACAGGAAUGAUUACAGAUCCAGUUGGUUUUGGCCGUCGUGACCGCAAUGAUACAGGCAGUAUACUUGAUGCAAUAAUGACUGGUGGGUCAAAUGUCACGAGUUCACCUAUGACAAACAUCACUACUCAAGCAAUGACAAACUUCACUACUCAAGCAAUGACAGAUUUCACUACUCAAGCAAUGACAGAUUUCACUGGUCGGGCAGAAACUGGAAGAGUGACCGGAGUCACCAUCCCUAAGAAAAGGGGAAGGGGAUUUAGAUUUGAAGACCGUGGUACAGGAAUGGUUGACCGUGGUACAGGAAAAAUUGUCCGCGGUACGGGAAUGGUUGACCGUGGUACAGGAAAAAUUAACCGCGGUACAGGAAUGGUUGACCGUGGUACAGGAAAAAUUGACCGCGGUACCGGAAUGGUGGACCGUGGUACAGGAAAAAUUGACCGCGGUACGGGAAUGGUUGACCGUGGUAUAGGAAUGGUUGCCGGUGAUAUGGGCACAGGUCCAGUUAGUUUCGGCCGUCGUGACCGCAAUGGUACAGUUCUGUCUCCUGGUCUAGCGUCUAUAGAGCAAAGACGUUUGAAUCGACUUUGCGCGGAGAAAUGUAAGACUGAGCAUUGUUACUUGGCCGACGAAUUAGACUGUCGUAAUUUUAUAAAUUGUCAGCAGGACACGAGAAGUAGUUAUCAUGCUACACUACAGCCAUGUGCAUUCGGGACAUAUUGGGCAGGACUUCAGUUACAACAGAAAAUUACGUGUGAUGUACCAACAGAAGUAGUGUGCAAUAGAGGUAGUUUAUCAAUUCAAUACUUGUUUGUUUUUUCAGGUUUUGUUAUGCCCCCACAAAGUGGGGGCUAUUGGUUGCCCUUGGGCCCUCCGUCCGUGCGGCCCCCCCGUCAGUCCCUGUUAGUCCCUCCCGGCCCUAGUCCCCAAAAUUUUUGA
Molecule: messenger RNA, 1341 nt
Organism: Ruditapes philippinarum (Manila clam)
Lineage: Eukaryota; Metazoa; Mollusca; Bivalvia; Venerida; Veneridae
Exons: 6
Coding region: 172-1341 (389 amino acids)
Cellular component (GO): extracellular region
Molecular function (GO): chitin binding
Source: RefSeq, a predicted model, not a curated record